Messenger RNA from Closterium sp. Naga37s-1, 1458 nucleotides. The record is from the annotation of a GenBank genome assembly. Lineage: Eukaryota; Viridiplantae; Streptophyta; Zygnematophyceae; Desmidiales; Closteriaceae.
AUGACGUUUUCCGUCAACACGUUUUGGGACGGUUUCCGUCGCGCAGGUAGCUUUCUGGCGGCGGCGGCGAAGGCCGAAGAGGAGGAACGAAACGGAAACGUUAAGGCAGCCAAGGCAGUGUAUGAGCAGCUGGCGGGAGAUGCCGCCACUCGCUGCCCUCUUGCUCACAUUCAGCUGAUGCGCUUCCUGCGCCGCACAGAGGGCAUGGAGGCGGCAAGAAAGGCGUUUCUGGCAGCAAGGAAGGCACGGGAGUGCUCGUUCCAUGUGUACGUGGCUUCGGCUUACAUGGAGCUGUGCCAUAACAAGGAGAGCAAGGUGGCGAGGAACGUGUUUCAGCUGGGCAUGAAGAAGUUUGGGUCUGAACCUGGCUUUGUGCGCGAGUUUGCUCGCUUCUUGAGUCGUCUCAACGACGGUCAGGCCAUGCGGGAGUUGCUGCAAGGCGCUCUGACGUCCCCGUCCCUCCCACCGCACUCUGCACUCAUGCUGUGGGAGGAGCUCGUUGAGUGCGAGCAGCUCUUUGGGGACCUCACCUCACUUAUCAAGGCACAGGAGGGUCGGCGAAAAGCUCUAGCUUCGGUGGCAAGCCCUGGCGGUGCUGCCGAGCCUGAGGUGGAGGUUUGGCGGGAGCAGCAGGACCUGGUAGACCGGUUCAGCUACUGCGGCCUGUUGCCGUGUGAUCCGUCAGCUCUCCCGCCGAACCUAGAAGCAGGCUCGGCAGGGCCUGCACCGCCUGCCGUCUCCUCCCUGUCUGCUGCUCUGGCCGCUGCUGCUGCUGUGCUCAUGCCGCGUGGGGCAGCAGGAGCAGGCGGUGCAGCAGGGGCAGCAACAGAAGCAGGGGGGGAGGGGAACGUGAAAGAGGAGGCGACUUCUAGACGGGUGAAGGAGGAAGCAGAGGGUGGGGAGAGGCCUGGGGCGGCUGUUGGUGCUGAUGGCAACACUGCUGGUGCUGGUGGGGCGAAGGAGGGUGGGGAGAAGGGUGGGGUGGAGAAGGGAGAACAGCAGAGGGAGGGGGCAUCAGGGGCAGCGGGUGUCAAGACGCAUCAGUUUGUGGCGAGUGCUGCUGUGGAGUGGAAACCUGGCCCCUAUCCCGAUGUGGAUUUCAUCAUGUCACUGGUCAUUCAAGCAGAGCUCCCACCUGAGGCGCUAGCAGCCAAAUCAGGUGGUCUGCAUCGCAAUGCACCGCCUGGAAUGGCACCUGGGGCACCUGGGCCAGGUGGCGGGACAGGUGGCGCCAUGCCAUUGGCCGGUAGCAAGCGCAAGGAGCAGGAAGAGGAGGAGAUGGCGAAUGCGGAGGCCAGGGCACGCAAGCCCCCGCCGGUGCGAGAUAUUUUCCGCCUGAGGCAGCUGCAAAGGGCUCGGGCAGGUUCAUCUGGGACAGGCUCGUUGAGCGGAGGGGCAGGUGGGACUGGGGGUGGUACUGCUAGUGGCAGUGAUAGGUUUUCUGGAGGAUCCAUGUAG